Molecule: messenger RNA, 1385 nt
Organism: Linum trigynum
Lineage: Eukaryota; Viridiplantae; Streptophyta; Magnoliopsida; Malpighiales; Linaceae
Source: the annotation of a GenBank genome assembly
GACUCUCUACUCAAGCCAACUCAAAACUCAUAUCCACGCAGUCAGUCAUGGACAUGGACUCGGUCAGCACCGGGGACAACAACACGAGCUCGCUCCUCGAAGCCCAGAGCCACGUCUGGCACCACGCCUUCAACUUCGUCACCUCCAUGUCCAUCAAAUGCGCCGUCCAGCUGGGCCUGCCGGAAGCCGUCGGGGCCCACGCCGGGCCCAUCUCCCUCCCCGACCUCGUCUCCUCCCUGGGCCUCCCUCCUUCCAAGGCCCCAUACCUCCACCGCCUCCUCCGCCUCGUGGCCCACUCCGGCUUCCUCACCCUCCACAACAAACCAAACGACGUCGAACGAUACUCACUCACUCCCGCCGGCCGACUCCUCCUCAGCGACAACCCCUACAACGCCGGCUCGCUCCUUCUCGCGGUCCUCGACCCGGUUCUCACCGAGCCGUUCCACCACAUGAGCGCGUGGUUUCGGAGCGAGGAGGACGACAAAGAUACGACGACGUUUUCCGCGACCCACGGCGGCAUGAUGGCCUGGGAGUACAUGGCCACGGACGCGGCGUUCUCUGAUCUGUUCAACGACGCCAUGGCGAGGGACAGCUGUAUGAUUGCCGAGCUGGUGGUGAAGGAAGGUAGGUCGGCGUUCGAAGGGGUCGGGUCCCUCGUCGACGUGGCAGGUGGGACCGGGAACAUGGCCAAGGCUGUGGCUAAGGCGUUCCCCGGGAUGACUUGUACCGUGCUGGAUCUGCCACAUGUCGUCUCCGGGCUCGAAGGCGGCGGUAACAACGUGAAGUAUGUUGCCGGCGACAUGUUUGAGUCCAUCCCCGCUGCAGAUGCCGUGUUGCUUAAGUGGAUUAUGCACGAUUGGGACGACGAGAAGUGCGUGGAAAUUCUGAGGAAGUGCAGGACGGCGGUGACCGGCGGAGGGAAAGCUGGGCAGGUGAUAAUUAUAGACAUGGUGCUAGGGAACCAGAGUUUGGAUGCGAAGUUGCAGGGAGUACAGUACGCUUUCGACAUGGAAAUGAUGGUUUCGUUGACUGGCAAGGAGAGGAACGAGGAAGAGUUUGCGAAGCUCUUCUUUGAUGCUGGGUUCAGUAGCUACCAUAUCAAUCCGAUUCUUGGCACACGAGCUCUCAUUCAGGUCUAUCCUUGAAGAAGAAGAAGAAGAAGUGCACGUAAAGCUGUUGCCAAUUUUCUUUUUUCUUUCGACUUUCAUGGGGGAAAAAAAUAAAUUGAUGGGUUCUUAAGCGCAGCAGAAGAUAUAGAAAUGCCAAACUGCUCACUAAUCUUUACGGAUAUUUGUUCUGGACUCCAAGUAGAGCAUACUUAGAGUAUGUUGAGUAAAUCAUCGAUGUAAAUCUUUGACGUUGGUCAACAAAUUAAAGGGCGGAAU